Messenger RNA from Knipowitschia caucasica, 1116 nucleotides. NCBI's taxonomy places the organism in Eukaryota, Metazoa, Chordata, Actinopteri, Gobiiformes, Gobiidae. The record is from the annotation of a GenBank genome assembly.
AUGCUGUGGUCUGACCCCCGAACCGAGUCCCAGCCCCCGGACCCCCAGCAGACCGUGUGGACCCGCAGCAGACCGUGUGGACCCCCAGCAGACCGUGUGGACCCGCAGCAGACCGUGUGGACCCCCAGCAGACCGUGUGGACCCGCAGCAGACCGUGUGGACCCGCAGCAGACCGUGUGGACCCGCAGCAGACCGUGUGGACCCCCAGCAGACCGUGUGGACCCGCAGCAGACCGUGUGGACCCCCAGCAGAGCAGCAGACCGUGUGGACCCGCAGCAGACCGUGUGGACCCGCAGCAGACCGUGUGGACCCCAGCAGACCGUGUGGACCCGCAGCAGACCGUGUGGACCCGCAGCAGCACCGGUGGACCCAGCAGACCGUGUGGACCCGCAGCAGACCGUGUGGACCCGCAGCAGACCGUGUGGACCCCGCAGCAGACCGUGUGGACCCGCAGCAGACCGUGUGGACCCGCAGCAGACCGUGUGGACCCGCAGCAGACCGUGUGGACCCGCAGCAGACCGUGUGGACCCGCAGCAGACCGUGUGGACCCGCAGCAGACCGUGUGGACCCGCAGCAGACCGUGUGGACCCGCAGCAGACCGUGUGGACCCGCAGCAGACCGUGUGGACCCGCAGCAGACCGUGUGGACCCGCAGCAGACCGUGUGGACCCGCAGCAGACCGUGUGGACCCGCAGCAGACCGUGUGGACCCCGCAGCAGACCGUGUGGACCCGCAGCAGACCGUGUGGACCCGCAGCAGACCGUGUGGACCCGCAGCAGACCGUGUGGACCCGCAGCAGACCGUGUGGACCCGCAGCAGACCGUGUGGACCCGCAGCAGACCGUGUGGACCCGCAGCAGACCGUGUGGACCCUCAGCAGACCGUGUGGACCCCGCAGCAGACCGUGUGGACCCGCAGCAGACCGUGUGGACCCGCAGCAGACCGUGUGGACCCUCAGCAGACCGUGUGGACCCUCAGCAGACCGUGUGGACCCGCAGCAGACCGUGUGGACCCGCAGCAGACCGUGUGGACCCGCAGCAGACCGUGUGGACCCGCAGCAGACCUGUUUGUUUACUGCUAGCUUUAGCCGUAGCCUCCGCCGCUUCACGAACCUCUGA